GCGAAGAUCCCAAGGCGUCAUUGAGACUAUACCUGUAACGCUGGCGCUGGUUACCCGUUGUAUGACCGCUCUCAUUGUGAAGGCUCUUCAAUGCUGUGGUGUCGUCGGAGUCGUUGGUUGUGCACAAUUUCCGCAUUUCCGCUUUCGGCGGUAACGCGUCCCUUAGAGUCUGCCUUAGAGUGCUGGAGUCCCAAUUGGUGCUUGGAAGCCACAGCAGCCAUCUCGGAGGACCCUGUGCAUGAGGCUACUAACUGUGCAAUUUCCCAGUUCCAUCCCUGAGCACCGGUGUCGUACCUGCAACACCAAAGCAAACCACUCUUAGUUCAGCUUGCUUGUAGAUAGCGCCAGCAAUGUAUUCGCUAGUUAGCCAGCUGAAAAACGCACACGAAGAUGGAAUUUGGUCCGUGGCGUGGAGCAAACGUGGUAACAAAAUCGUUACCGGCUCUGUCGACGAUACCCUCAAAGUCUGGGCCGGAGACAGCCUAGAUCCCAUACACACGCUGGAAGGGCAUGAGCUGGGGGUCAUUUCGGCGGACAUCUCACCCGACGGAACGAAUGUGGUGUCCACAUCCCUCGACAGUCAAAUCCGGUUUUGGGAUUUGUUGCAUGGGACGAGGAUAGAGGCCAAGACCAUCGAUGCAGGGCCAGUCGAAGCCUGGACAGGCGUCUACUCCCCCGACGGCCGGCACAUCGCGACGGGCUCACACGACGGCAACAUAAAUAUCUGGUCCGCGGAGGAAUCCAAACUGGAACGCAAGCUGGAAACCCGAGGCAAAUUCACCAUGUGUGUCGCGUACAGCCCCAACGGACUGUUUCUGGCCUGUGGAGCGGAGAAUGGCGCUAUUUAUGUGUUUGAUGUGCCGACGGGGAGGAUGUUGCAUACAUUGACUGGGCACGCCAUGUGCGUCAGGACAAUGACGUUCUCGCCGGACUCGAUGUUGCUGAUCACUGGCUCCGACGACAAGCGGAUAAAUAUCUACGAUGUAAAUCACGCAAACUGCCUCUCAAGCCUCGCCGGGCACCAAUCCUGGGUGCUCUCCCUCGCAUUCAGCGCCGACACCGCCCACUUUGCCUCUGGAGGCAGCGAUAAACGAGCCAAAAUCUGGGACCUGAAAGCCCGACAAUGCGUGCAGACGUUUGAUGACCAUGAGGGGCAGGUAUGGGGCCUGGCGUAUAACGACGACGGGUCGCGGCUGGUCACUGUAUCGGAAGAUAGGAGUAUCAAUAUUUACCAGACUGGGUGAUGGAUGUUGUGCGGAAUAGAUGGGUCUCUCUUCGUGGCGGCGUAUCUUAGCCGGAUUACACGAAGUCUUCGACGCUGUAUGAGAGCCUAUUUGUGUUUGAGACGUGUUGACCAGUGGGGCGUCCCGCCACUGUGGGUCAAGGGCGACCAGCAAGUUCGAAUGAUUCGAUAUGCUUGUGGUGUAUUUACAUGAUGAACGUUAAAUA
Fimicolochytrium jonesii is the source of this 1449-nucleotide messenger RNA. Its product is annotated as WD40-repeat-containing domain protein. The record is from RefSeq and is a predicted model, not a curated record. The coding region runs from base 351 to 1244 and encodes 297 amino acids. Gene Ontology annotation, cellular component: Cdc73/Paf1 complex. Gene Ontology annotation, molecular function: protein binding. Lineage: Eukaryota; Fungi; Chytridiomycota; Chytridiomycetes; Spizellomycetales; Powellomycetaceae. The transcript has 10 exons.